AUAAAAUAAUUAGAACAAAGUGGAAAGUGAUGCAAUAAUUGUCGAAAAUAAUAAAAGUGGAGUGAUUUUGUGUAAAAAAAUAAUAACGAAUCAAUAUUUUAUUAAUUUAUUAGUAUUAGAAGACGUAGGAAAUAAAUUUAGGUAAUGGCAACCACAGCAGUACCCAGUACCAGCACGGCUAACAUGCCGACUUCAAAUGUUGAAGAAAAAGAUGAACUUAAAAAUGAAAAUAAGGAAAAAGAUGAUGUUAAAAAACCGAAUGAGAAAUUAGAUGGUGAUGCUGCCGAUGGUGAUAAGGAUAAAAAGGAUGAUCAGAUGUUCGAGUGUAAUAUUUGUUUGGAUACUGCUAAAGAUGCUGUCGUCAGCUUGUGUGGACAUCUAUUCUGCUGGCCCUGCAUUCAUACAUGGUUGCAAACUCGGCCCAACAGACAAGUCUGUCCUGUAUGCAAAGCCGCAAUCAGUAAAGACAAAGUAAUUCCUUUAUACGGAAGAGGAAGCACAAAACAGGAAGAUCCACGCAAUAAGGUUCCUCCAAGGCCUGCAGGUCAAAGAACGGAACCAGAAGCAGGGUCUAAUUUUCCUGGUUUUGGUUUUGGUGAUGGAGGAUUUCACAUGUCUUUUGGUAUUGGUGCUUUUCCUUUUGGAUUUUUCACAUCUACAUUCAAUUUUGGAGAACCAAGACCUAGUGCAGCGCCAAGAGGAACACCACAAUUCGAAGAGGAGCAAUUUCUUUCCAAAAUUUUCUUAUGGGUUGCAAUCAUCUUCAUCGUCUGGUUACUGAUAGCCUAGCAGAUCGAUAAGUAAGGAUGAGACUCCUGAAGUUCGAGAACUAUUCUGGCACUUCUUGACUGUAUGUUAUUCAUAAUUAAAUAUAAACAAUAACAUAUUUUGUAUAAUCCAUAAUUUAGUUUAAUAUUAUAUGUAUAUAUCAAAAUAUCUGUAGAAGAUGGUUCAAUCAAUAAUAAU
Molecule: messenger RNA, 966 nt
Organism: Ctenocephalides felis (cat flea)
Lineage: Eukaryota; Metazoa; Arthropoda; Insecta; Siphonaptera; Pulicidae
Product: E3 ubiquitin-protein ligase RNF185-like
Exons: 5
Coding region: 145-789 (214 amino acids)
Biological process (GO): ubiquitin-dependent protein catabolic process
Cellular component (GO): endoplasmic reticulum
Molecular function (GO): ubiquitin protein ligase activity; metal ion binding; ubiquitin-like protein conjugating enzyme binding
Source: RefSeq, a predicted model, not a curated record